Cutaneotrichosporon cavernicola is the source of this 5331-nucleotide messenger RNA. RefSeq lists its product as uncharacterized. The record is from RefSeq and is a predicted model, not a curated record. NCBI's taxonomy places the organism in Eukaryota, Fungi, Basidiomycota, Tremellomycetes, Trichosporonales, Trichosporonaceae. The transcript is spliced from 7 exons. Gene Ontology annotation, molecular function: protein binding. The coding region runs from base 1 to 5331 and encodes 1776 amino acids.
AUGGCGACGGACGCGGAAGCCGAGCGCAAGGCUAAGGCCGAGCGCGCAAAAAAGCUCCUCGCUCAACGACGCAAGGACAAGGGCAAGAAGGCCAAGGCGUCCGAGUCGGCCACGCCAGCCACACCAGGCAGCCCGGCCGUGACGGGCAUCGAGACGCCUGCUUCAGCCUCGCCACGCCCGAGCUUGAGCCUCGAAGAACGUCCGUCUCUCUCACUCGAGAAGAUCGACAAGAACGCGAAUGGAGCCGAGCUGGAGAAGGAAGAACGGCCAGCGCCAACCAAGAGCGCGUCGAGCGACUCCGUCACCAACCUCCAAGAGUCAAUAACAAACCUCUUGGCCGAGAGAUCCGAUCUACAGAAACAAGUUGCCGACCUCACCUCUCAGUUGUCUACUGCGCGCGCCGACCAGCAGUUGUUAGCUGAGGCGCGCGAGGCCACCGCCCGGAUGGAGGAAGAGAAGCGCGAAUUGGCCGAGCGGAUCAAGGCCGCCGACGCGGACGCCGUCAAGGCCAAGGGUGUGGCCGCAGAUCUCGAGAAGGCGCGGCAAGAUCUUGACGGCGCCAAGAAGGAGGCUGCGGAUGCGCGCAGUGCCAAAGAGGCGGCGGAAGCAGAACUCGAGGAGCGGGAGGGGCGCGAGGGCGAGCGAGUGGAGGAGCUCGAGAAGACGUUGGAACGUGCGAGACAGCGAGAGGGUGCACUUGAGACCGAGGUCGGGCGGCUGAAACAGAGCAACUCCGAAACGGCAUCGAACCUGUCGUCGACCGAGAAGGAGCUUACCGACCUGCGCGAAUCGAGUGACAAAGGCGAGACUUUGCUCAAGGAGCUCCGUGCGUCGUACGACGCGCUUAAGAAGGAGCAGGAGACGCUGUCAAGCACAUAUUCGAGCUUGGAUGCACAGCACAAGGAGCUCGCGUCAUCUCACGAUAAGCUCAAGGUCGAGUACGCGACUGCCGGCAAUGGGCUCAAGGGUUCCGAGGAUGCGCUCAAGAAGAUGACUGGCAACCUCGCCAAGGUCAAGGAAGAUCUCACCCAGACCGCCAAGCGGGCCGAGGCGGCCGAGAAGAAGCGCGAUGGUCUGUACAAGGACAAUGCCGAUCUUGUGUCGCAGCUUGACGAGCUGCGCGGCAAGGUCGCCCAGACAAUGAAGGAGAAGGCCGAGCAGGCGGCGACGAUUGACAGCUGGGUCGCGACCAAGCAGGGCUGGGACAAGGAGCGCGCAGACUUGGAGGCCAAGCUUGCCGCUGCGACGCCCAAGGCCGACAAGGUGCCUGGCCUUGAGGAGCACGUCAAGAGUCUCACGGCCGAGGUGUCGCAGCUCAAGGACAAAGAGAAGUCUCUGUCAGAGACCGCGGCUGCGUACGACAAGUUGCAGGCCGAGCACAAGAACGUCAUUGCCGCCCUCGAGGCCGCACAUUCCGAGGUGUCAGAGCAGGAGGCCAAGCUCGCGACGCUGAGGAGCGAGCUCGACUUGGCGCAGGCUGGCACCCUGGAGAAGGAGGGGACCAUCAAGACGCUACGCGCUGAUGUCGAGAGCGCGCAGAACAAGGUCACCGAGCACGAGUCGUCACUUGCGAGUGUGCGUGUCGAGCUGGAGAAGGCUGGCGCUGCCGCCGCGGAGCAGGAGAGUGCCCUCGCCGAGUCCAAGAAGGACGCCGACGCCGCCAAGGCCGCGCACGCGAAGGAGUUGGAGUCUGCCAAGGCGGAGCACAAGAAGGCACAAGAAGAGCUCAACGACGCGCAGGCCGGCCACAAGAAGGCACUGGACGCUGCAAGUACAGAGCACGGCAAGAUGCUCGAGGCGGCGCGCAGUGACCACGACUCGGUUCUCAAGAAGGUGCGCUCGGAGCACGAGAGCGCGCAGAAGGACGCUGCGGGCAAGCACGCCAAGGAGCUCGAGACGACUCGCGGCGAACACGCCAAGACAUCCGCAUCACUCAAGGAUGCCGAGGGCCGGGUAAAGGAGCACGAGACAGCCAUCUCGAAGCUCAAGACGGAGAUCGAGGGCCUGCAGACGACGAACAAGGGUCAUGAGUCGACUGUUGCUUCGUUGAGGAAAGACCUCGAGUCUGCUCAGACUGCGGCCAAUAAUCAUAAGGUUUCGAUUUCGAAACUGACCUCCGAAUUUGAAGCGGCGCAGGGCACAGUGACGGAACGUGAUGAGUCGAUCUCCAAGCUCAAGUCCGAGCUGGACACGUCCAAGAAGACGGCGCAGAAGCACGAGGCGUCCGCCAAGUCUCUGCAGUCUGAUCUGGACGCGGCCACGAAGACGGUCAGCGAGCACGAGGGGACACUCAAGUCCGUACGUGGGGACCUGGAGAAGUCACAGAGAGCCUUGACCGAGCACGAAAAGAAGGCUACUUCACUGCAGUCUGACCUCGACUCGGUACAGAAGUCGUCCAAAGAGCACGAAGCGACGUCGAGAAGCCUCAAGAAGGACCUCGACGCUGCGCAGCGUGCUGCCAAGGAACAAGAGUCGGCGCUCUCGUCGCUCAAGAAGGAACUGGCCAACGCUGAGGAGGACGUGGCAGCCUUGCGCAAGACGACAGACGAGCUCGAGGGCACCAUCGUUGACCUCAAGACUGAUCUUGAGUCUGAGCGUGCGGCCGUCGCCGAGCACAAGGCGACCCUAGACAGCAAGCAGGCGGAGAACUCGGAGGCCGAGUCGAGCCUCACCAAGCUCACGGGCGAACUCAAGGCCGCGCGCAAGGCGACCAAGGAGACGGAGCACAAAGUGUCUUCGCUCGAGCGCGACCUGGCCUCGGCCAAGUCCAAGGGCGAAGAUCACGAGGGCUUGAUCAAAUCGCUCAAAGCGGAGCUGGAGUCUGCGCGGACGGCGUCGGAGAAACAGGACGACGCCGCGUCGGGGUUGAAGGCUGACGUGGAGGCCUUGGCGAAGAAGGCCAAGGAGGCCGAGACGUCAAUCGCCUCCCUGCGGUCUGAGCUCGAGGCGGCGCGCUCAACGUCGUCAAAGCACGAGGACUCGGCGGCGUCAUUCAAGACGGACCUCGAGAAGGUGCGGAAGGAGGCGAAAGGGCACGAAGACAACGCCUCGUUGCUUCGUGCCGAGCUCGACGUGCUCAAGUCUACAUCCGAGGGGCACGAAGCGACGGCAGGCAGCUUCAAGGCGGACCUCCAGAAGGCGAGGCGGGCGGCGAAGGACGCCGAAACCGCACGCGCCCGUCUCGAGUCGGAUCUGGAAUCUGUGCGCGCCCUCGCGAGCAAGCACGAGGAGAGUCUGACUUCGUUGCAGGUCGACAUGGACAUUGCGCGUGCGGCCGAAGCCGAGGCGGAGAAGGCCGUCUCCUCGCUGAAGGGGGAUCUCGCCGCGGCCCGCACUGCCGCGUCCAAAGACUCGUCGGCUGGUGCGGAGGCAAUGGCUUCGGCACAGGCCGCGCACGCUCUCGAGAUUUCGGACCUGCAGGCGAAGAUUCGCCAGCUCGAGUCCUCCUCCUACACGGCCAGCAGCCGGGCGCACGAGCUCUCGCGCCAGCUGGCCGACAUGACUACAGCGAAUGCCGAGCUCCGCGGCAGCGGCGGUGCCGCGGGGUUGUUCAUCUCUCCUCUCGACGCGCCAUCCCCAUCUCCACCUAGCUCUCCGCGCUGGCGGGAGCGGCCGCUUGACGCCGGACUGCCUGCCAGCGUACGACACAAGCGGCAGGUAUCCCUCAACGCACUCAAGGCACGUAUGGGGCCGCACCUCGCCCGCCAACGAAGUGGGUUACGCCUCGACAGCGUCAGCGAAACUGGGAGCGGGCGGUCUAGCCCUGUCCACGACGGACGACGACAGCAACAGUUCGGCGACGAGAUCAUACUGUUGUGUACGCUCGAUUACAAGAUCAACUUUUCCCCAGCAAAGGCAGAUAAGAUCGAGGGGUUGCAUGAACGAGUCGCUAAGCGCCUCCGGUGGGUCGUCGAUACAAACCAGGGAAUGUACCUCAAACUGGGCCAGGCAAUCGGCCUCCAGGCUGCCCUCCUCCCAAAGCCCUACCGUGAGGCCUUCACCCACGUGUUUGACAAGGCGCCGUCGGUGCCGUACUCUGAGGUUGUUGGGGUGUUCCGCGACGACUUGGGCAUCGACCCGAUGGACGUGUUCGAAGAGUUCUCGCACGAGGCCCUCGCGUCCGCCUCCAUCGCCCAAGUACACAAAGCCAAGCUCCGGCCUGAGCUUGGCGACCCCGACCAACUCGUGGCUGUCAAAGUCCAGAAACCCGCAAUCAAGAAACAGAUGGACUGGGACCUCUUCGCGUACCGAAGCCUAAUGUGGUUGGCAGAAAAGGCCUUCGACAUCCCCCUCUACUUUGUUGCCGACUAUGUGUCUUCUCAAAUGCGCCUCGAAACAAGCUUCCUACACGAGGCAGCUAAUGCUCGGCGCUGUGCAGAGUUGUUAGCCGAAACGCCGGAAUUGAGGGACGACAUCUACGUUCCGAAAGUCUUCGGCAAGGCCGAAGGGUAUCCCGAGAGCGACCGGGUGCUGGUGAUGGAGUGGGUCGACGGGUGCCGACUAAAUGACAAGGCACAGAUCCAAGAGUGGGGCCUCGAGCUGCGCGAUGUCAUGGACCUCGCUAUCAGCUUGAACGGCGCCAUGACUUUUAGUUGGGGGUUCUUACACUCUGAUCCGCACCCGGGCAAUAUCCUGGUUCGGCCCCAUCCGGUCAAGAAGGGCAAGCCGCAGCUGAUUGUCCUCGACCACGGCUUGUAUAUUACGCUACGGAAGAGCUUCCGGGAAGAAUACGCUACCCUUUGGCGAUCGCUGUUCGUGCUCGACCUGCCCACCAUCGAGCGCAUCUCCAAGGCGUGGGGCCUGGGCAUCGAUCCCAACAUGUUCGCCAGCGCAAUCUUCCUCAAGCCGACCCAUCUGAAGCAGAACGCCCCAAAAGGUCCCCCCCGGCCCCCAAAGACCGAAUACGAGAUCCAGAUGGAAGUCAAAGCGCAAUUCAAGGCGCUCCUCGAGAGCGAGCAACUCAUUCCCCGCGAACUCAUCUUCGUCGGACGAUGCCAGCGCAUGCUGCAGGCCAAUAACCAGCUCCUCGGCUCUCCGAGUGAACGGAUCAACAUCACCGCCGCGUGGGCAGCCAAGGGAUACGCCGAGUUUGCAGGAUCGCGGGCGCUGGCAGAUAUCGGGUUCCGCCGAUGGUUGAGGGACAGGUACGACAGUUUCGUGUUCCGCUUCACUCUGUGGGUUAUCGAUUGGGCGUUCUGGUGGACUAGCCUCAAGGCCCGGUUUUCAAGGACUACCGGGAACUGGGAGGACCGGCUGCAGGCACAGAUGGAGAAGAUGGCCAGGGAGGAGUUUGGCAUUGAGAUUGAUGGCAACACGGCGUUCCUCGGAUAG